CGGCCGCGAAUCCCGACGACCCAGCGUGGAGUGACGGGCGGGAGCCUAAUAACCGGGGACGCUCCCGACCGCCAUCUUUGCUGCAGAAUGCCUCCACUCCUGGGUAACAGCAGUUCACAUGAGCGGGCUGCUGUAUAUUAUGCAUCAGAAUCCAUUGUCUCCAUUGCUAUCUUCAUCAUCAUUUUCAUCAUAGGUAUUCCGGGCAAUGGUUUGGUGAUCUGGGUGGCUGGUCUGAAAAUGAAAAGGUCUGUGAACAUUAUAUGGUUCCUAAACCUUGCUGUGGCUGAUUUCAUGUGCUGCUUGUCCUUGCCAUUUUCCAUUGUUCACCUGGCCCUCCAUGAGCACUGGCUGUAUGGUUGGUUCCUCUGCAAAGUCAUUCCAUCAGUCAUAAUCUUGACCAUGUUUGCCAGCAUCUUCCUGCUCACAGCCAUCAGCACUGACCGCUGCCUCCUUGUGAUGAGACCUGUCUGGUGUCAAAACCAUCGAACAGUGAAAUUUGUGUCACUAAUAUGCAGUGGCAUUUGGAUCCUAGCCUUCAUUUUUUGCUGCCCUGUCUUCUACUACCGUGAAACUAGCACCUAUAGUGGCAAAACUGAGUGUGAGUACUAUUUUGGAGACGAGGAAGAGUUGGAUUAUAUGGAUGAUUCCGUAAAUGAGUUAUUGGAAAAAUAUUCAGCUUUAGCCUACAAUAGUAAUGACUCCUGGGGAAAUUUCUAUGAAGGUGAUUAUUCUGCAUCCCUUGCCUUUGUGAUAAUAAACAUCACUAGAGCUGUCUUUGGCUUUGUACUUCCCUUUGGCAUAAUGGCAGCUUGCUAUGCCCUUAUUGCUUUCAGAACACGUGCAAAUCUAUUUCACAAGUCACACAACAGGAUGCUGCGAACAAUUGUGCUCGUGAUAGCUGCAUUCUUCAUCUGCUGGGCUCCAUACCAUGUAGUUGGAAUUCUGUCUCUUGUACCUACUCUUGGAACAGGACUGAGAGAGUCAUUAGUUCUCUGGGAUCACCUCUCUACAGCACUUGCGUAUGCCAACAGCUGCAUCAACCCCCUGCUUUAUGUUUUUGUGGGACGAGACUUCAGGGCAAAGGCAUGGCAAUCAGUGCAAGAAAUCUUGGAAGGUGCCUUUACAGAAGAGCCAACACAUGCAGUCUUUUAUUCCCUUGGAAGAAACAAGACUUCAACUGAGAAGAAUGUUAGCAGCACAAUGUAAUGCAGGACUUGGGAUCACUGUAGAAAGAGCGAGCUAUGGCCUUGGAUAUCAAUCACUCUCUGCUUAACAGGUUUUUUUAGCUCUAACAUAUUUGAUUGAUCUCAGAUCCACACACAAGGCACUGAGAUGUUUCAGAACAGAACAGCUAAC
Molecule: messenger RNA, 1356 nt
Organism: Calypte anna (Anna's hummingbird)
Lineage: Eukaryota; Metazoa; Chordata; Aves; Apodiformes; Trochilidae
Gene: C3AR1
Product: complement C3a receptor 1
Exons: 2
Coding region: 88-1206 (372 amino acids)
Biological process (GO): inflammatory response; positive regulation of cytosolic calcium ion concentration; phospholipase C-activating G protein-coupled receptor signaling pathway
Cellular component (GO): plasma membrane
Molecular function (GO): complement component C5a receptor activity; G protein-coupled receptor activity
Source: RefSeq, a predicted model, not a curated record